Molecule: messenger RNA, 1827 nt
Organism: Lampris incognitus (smalleye Pacific opah)
Lineage: Eukaryota; Metazoa; Chordata; Actinopteri; Lampriformes; Lampridae
Gene: igf2bp3
Product: insulin-like growth factor 2 mRNA binding protein 3
Exons: 16
Coding region: 1-1827 (608 amino acids)
Biological process (GO): nervous system development; regulation of gene expression
Cellular component (GO): cytosol; cytoplasm; nucleus
Molecular function (GO): mRNA 3'-UTR binding
Source: RefSeq, a predicted model, not a curated record
AUGAAUAAGCUAUACAUUGGUAACGUGAGCGAGGAGGCGAGCGCGGAUGACUUGGAAAGUAUCUUUGAGCAGUGGAAGAUUCCGCACAUUGGUCCAUUUCUUGUCAAAACUGGUUAUGCGUUCGUUGACUGUCCGGACGACAAGGCUGCGAUGAAGGCUAUCGACACUCUUUCAGGUAAAGUUGAACUUCAUGGAAAAGUUCUCGAUGUGGAGCACUCGGUCCCUAAACGUCAAAGGAGCUGUAAAUUGCAGAUCAGGAACAUCCCGCCUCACAUGCAAUGGGAGGUGUUGGACAGUAUGCUAGCCCAGUACGGUACAGUAGAGAGCUGUGAACAAGUGAACACCGAAACAGACACUGCAGUGGUCAAUGUUCGAUAUGCAGCGAAAGACCAGGCCAGAUUGGCAAUGGAGAAGCUGAACGGAUUCAUGAUGGAAAACUAUGCCCUGAAGGUGUCCUACAUCCCAGAUGAAACGGCUGUGCCGGAGGGCCCUGUGAUGGGCGGCAGGAGAGGCUUCCCUCCCCGCGGACCGCCUCGCUCCGGCUCGCCAGCCUUAGGUGCCCGACCCAAGCUGCAGUCGGACGUUCCCCUGCGCAUGCUGGUCCCCACACAGUUCGUGGGGGCAAUCAUCGGCAAGGAGGGCGGCACCAUCCGCAACGUCACCAAGCAGACCCAUUCAAAAAUUGACAUUCACAGAAAAGAGAAUGCGGGUGCAGCAGAAAAGCCCAUCACAGUCCACUCCACCCCUGAUGGCUGUUCCAGUGCCUGCAGAACCAUCUUGGAGAUCAUGCAGAAGGAGGCCAUCGAGACAAAAUUUACGGAGGAGAUCCCACUGAAGAUCCUUGCACACAACAACUUUGUGGGCCGGUUGAUCGGGAAGGAAGGCCGCAACCUGAAGAAGAUUGAACAGGACACGAACACUAAGAUCACAAUCUCACCUCUCCAGGACCUCACCCUCUACAACCCGGAAAGGACCAUCACAGUAAAAGGCACUAUUGAAGCGUGCGCGAGAGCCGAGGAGGAGGUGAUGAAGAAGAUUAGGGAAGCGUACGAGAAUGACGUGGCAGCCAUGAACCUCCAGUCCAACCUGAUUCCAGGUUUGAACCUUAACGCUCUGGGUUUGUUCCCCGGUGGCACUCCUGGCAUGGGUCCAUCCAUGGUCAAUGCCCCACCACCCGGAGCCCACGCUGGAUAUUCAUCAUUCGGAAGCGAUCCCUAUGGGGGUGAAGGGCCAUUUUGGGCUUCUGUGCUGUCGGCAAGCUCUGGUUGUACCCAGCAGGGGCAGCCAGAGUCGGAGACUGUUUACCUUUUUAUCCCAGCAUUAGCAGUGGGAGCCAUCAUAGGCAAACAGGGUCAACACAUCAAACAACUCUCACGCUUUGCUGGAGCCUCUAUCAAGAUCGCCCCUGCAGAAGGAAUGGAUGCCAAACAGAGAAUGGUCAUCAUUGCUGGACCACCAGAGGCUCAGUUUAAGGCUCAGGGUCGUAUCUUUGGGAAGCUGAAGGAGGAGAACUUCUUUGGGCCCAAAGAGGAGGUGAAGCUGGAGGCUCAUAUAAAAGUACCAUCCUUUGCUGCCGGACGAGUCAUCGGCAAGGGCGGCAAAACGGUGAAUGAGCUGCAGAACCUGACCAGUGCAGAGGUGGUCGUACCGAGAGAGCAGACGCCCGAUGAGCAAGAUCAGGUGGUGGUCAAAAUCAGCGGACAUUUCUAUGCAAGCCAGUUGGCUCAGAGGAAGAUUCAGGAGAUCCUAUCGCAGGUGAGGAGGCAGCAACAGUCCAAGCCCACGUCGGGGGCCGGGGCCCAACCUCCAGCACCCCGCAGGAAGUAA